ACAAUGAAUGAGGCUUAAGACUCGUGACAGUCACCGCCUCCCACCGUCGUCGUCUAUCAUUGAAAGAGUGGAUACUCGCGACGCUGUGCGAUUGUUGACAUUUUACUUCGGAUGUCAAUGUAAAUUCGGCUGACGCUGUCUCCGUUCGGAGACUCGAUUCAUUGGGUUGCCAAUUGGUUACCCUUCGAUUCAUUCAACAUCAUGAGCUCGUCAUUAUCUGUGAGUAAUGCUGGAUCACCGGCUACUGCCACUGGUAUGGAGACAGUAGUAGCGGUCGCCUUAGGUGCGCUCGCUGCAGUCUUCCUCGGCGCACUUUUAGUACUCUUGGUCAUCUGCCGCAGACAACGUUGCUACUACAAUCAGAAGGACUCCGCGGAAUUGAGCUCUGAUUUGCUUGAGAGAGAAAUAUUACGUGGUUUGGGAUUAGACGUCUGGGAAAGCGAAGAAUGGCUGGCGGGUGCUGAAAGAUGGGUGGACGAUGCUACUGGUCUAGCUCCACCGUGUAUAGCAGUGCUUCGAUCCUGCCAUGCUCUCGCAGCCAGUCUCACUACUAUCGCUGGAACAGUCAACAGUAAUACUGUCCCACUGGAAAUAGUAGAUGUUGCCCGACGUAUCCCACCUCGUGUAGAUGAUGUCGUUCGCAGUCUCUAUCCACCAUUGGAUGCUAGAUUAUUGGAAGCUAGGGUAGCAGCUUUGGUGUUGGCUGUAACCCAUUUGGCACUAGUGACCAAACACGGUGUACCCAAGAGUCAAGCUAGGAAACUGGCGUUCAUCGAUCAAGCUCUAAACGAUAUGGAUACACAUUUGCUGGUGCUGAGAAACGCAGCGCUGGCCCAAGAAAUGGCCUGCUCUAUUCCGGCUUCAACACCAGUCUGAGUAUAUGCCGAUCUCGCGAUGGAUUAGAAUCUCUCAGUAUUUGUAAUUAUCGGAUUAUCUGUAACUUUUCGCAGCUUUGUCUUAUAACGUCGUCAUGACAGCAAUGAAAGCUGUAUAUAAUACGGUCGCUAGAUUCAUAAACAUAGAUUGAGAGUAUAUCAAAUCAUGUAUAGAAUGGCAAACACAUAAGAAUAUAGAUUACUGAUCUCAAGAUACAAAAAUGAACAAAAAUUCAAGAGUACUAAUGAAAAAAAUCUCGUCAGCGCUUUAUGUCAAUUAUCAUGACUAGAAAAGAAAUGCAAAUUAUAGAUAUAUAGAUUUUAUAUAUAAAUAAGAGAUAUAUUUUAAUAAUUGUUUUAAAACGCGAUGAAAAUUCGCCAAAAACAUCUCUUAAUAUUGUGUAAUAUACAGAGAUAUACGAAAAUGACGUCUUCCAUAUUAUAUUAUCAUAAUUAUUUAUAUACGUACACGGAUAAAAAUGUAUUUUGGAAUUAUAUAAUCGAUCGUACCUGCGAUUAUGUUUGUACACAUAAUAUUUUAUAUUUCUGAAGAUAAUCAAAUGGUUUUAUAGAUUAAUAGGAAUUUAUAAUAAAGUUAAUCAUCAAAGAGAAA
This is a messenger RNA of Pogonomyrmex barbatus (red harvester ant), 1488 nucleotides long. RefSeq names its product transmembrane protein 98 (gene Tmem98). Gene Ontology annotation, cellular component: endoplasmic reticulum. The record is from RefSeq and is a predicted model, not a curated record. Lineage: Eukaryota; Metazoa; Arthropoda; Insecta; Hymenoptera; Formicidae.